Paralichthys olivaceus (Japanese flounder) is the source of this 4256-nucleotide messenger RNA. The record is from RefSeq and is a predicted model, not a curated record. NCBI's taxonomy places the organism in Eukaryota, Metazoa, Chordata, Actinopteri, Pleuronectiformes, Paralichthyidae.
AUGCGUUUGACAGGGACCGUGCCAUCGUCAGGCAACAGCACUGCAGCAUCCUCGCAGUCUCAAACCGUCAAGUCGAUGCUCAGAUGUAUGAUUGCUGAUGAGAUGGGUCUUGGGAAGACGGUGCAGGCCAUUGCGGUGGCAUGUGUCUUCAGACAGGAGUGGCCUCUCCUCGUGGUGGUGCCGUCGUCCCUGAAAUAUCCCUGGAUCGAGGAGCUGGAGAAGUGGAUCCCCGAGCUGCAGCCUGGAGACAUUAACCUGGUGGAGAACAAGAGCGACACCAUGGGUAUCGGCAACAGCAAGGUAACAGUGUUGGGUUAUGGCCUGCUCACAACAGACGCGCGCCCCCUCGUGGAGGCUCUGACCAGGCAGCAGUUUGCUGUGGUUGUGGUGGACGAGUCACAUUACCUCAAGUCUAGGAAUGCGGUGCGGACGAAGAUUCUGGUUCCUCUCAUUCAGAGAUCUAAGCGGGCCAUCCUGCUCACCGGGACCCCGGCCUUGGGUCGACCUGAGGAGCUGUUCAUGCAGGUCGAUGCCCUCUAUCCAAAGAGGUUUGGGACCUGGACCGACUUCGCCAAGAAAUUCUGCAACGCCCAUUACAGGUACAUUGGGCGUCACAGACAGUGGGACUGUCGCGGUGCGUCCAACCUGAAGGAGCUGCACCAGCAGCUGAGUCAGAUCAUGAUCCGUCGUCUCAAGGCUGAGGUGCUCAGCCAGCUGCCCACCAAAAUCCGACAGUGUAUCCCCUUUGACCUGCCCGACAAGGCUGCAAAGGAGGCCACAGCCAGCUAUGCCAAGUGGGAGAGACUGAUGAAGGGACUGGGGUCAGGGGGCAACGCCAUGGACAACUCCGUCACUGAGGUCAUGGGGCUGGUCAAUCAGAUGUACACGCAAACAGCUAUAGCCAAGGCGGGAGCCGUGAAGGACUACAUUAAGAUGAUGUUGGAGGCAGAGCAGCUGAAGUUCCUGGUGUUCGCCCACCACCUCACCAUGCUGCAGGCCUGCACCGAGGCCGCCAUGGAGGCCAAGACUGGUUACAUCCGUAUCGACGGCAGCGUCCCGUCCUCAUUGCGAAUCCAGCUCGUGCACAAGUUUCAGAGUGACCCGCAAACCCGGGUGGCCAUCCUCAGCAUCCAGGCUGCUGGCCAGGGUUUGACUCUCACGGCAGCCAGCCACGUGGUGUUCGCUGAGCUCUGCUGGAACCCCGGUCACAUCAAGCAGGCCGAAGAUCGAGCCCACCGCAUCGGGCAAAAGGCCUCGGUCAACGUGCACUACCUCAUAGCCAAGGGCACCUUGGACACUAUCAUGUGGUCCAUGCUUAACAAGAAGGAAACGGUGACCGGCAGCACGCUGAACGGGAGGAAGGGGUACCUGAAGGCCGAAGAGGGGGACAAGGACAAGUGGGAGUUCCUCAACUUCGCCCAUGCGUGGACACCGAGUAACAUGGUGCUGCCCCCGCUGGAGGGAAACUCAGCAGAUGGGAAACAGGAUGUGUUCUUUUCUCAUUUUGAUAAAGACAAGCAGAAUGACAUACGUUCCUUCUUCUCCCCGAGCAUGGAGAAGAAGAGGAAGAGAGCAGAAAAUGAAGAAACAUCUCCCUCCAUCUCUUCAGAGACGACUGCUGCAUCGGCUGGCAGUAGGAUGAGCUCGGAGAAGAGGGAGGAGAGGAGAGACCAGACACUUGACCAGGACUUCUCCCCACAGCUGAAGAGGCUGCAGACCCAGCAGCCCAGCCCAAGCCCCAGGUCUCAAUUUAGGGGGAAGAGGAGGUUGACGGCUGGGGGGAUCAGCGCCGGUAGCCCACGCACUUCUAGCUCCUUCAUGGCCCAGCGGAAGCUCUCAGAGCCCGAGCCUUCAUCUGAGAUGUGGGACUGUGGGUCCUGCACCUACUCCAACAGCAGCCUGUUGCCUUACUGCGAGAUGUGCGAGUUCCCGCGCUCUUCUUCUGCCACACCAGCUGGCUCAGAGCCACCCAGGCCUCAGCAACCCCCCUCAGCCAAGAGGGACCAGACGUGCAUCGUCCUCUCCAGCUCCGUCAGCGAGCCAGAGCUCAGCCUGGGAAAAGCCCAGCCUCCGAAACCCUGUAAAGACAAACAGAGCAAGGAGGGGGAGGAGAAAGGGAAGGAUGAACUGCUGAAAGACAAACAGAAACUAGGAGAAGCAGAGGAGGAGGACAAGCGGCAGCUCAAAGGCAAACAAUCAGCGGGAGAGCGAAGCGUCAACGUCGCUGGCGCGGGCAGCUGCCUCCCCCCUGACCACACACCGGCUGGCUCAGAGCCACCCAGGCCUCAGCAACCCCCCUCAGCCAAGAGGGACCAGACGUGCAUCGUCCUCUCCAGCUCCGUCAGCGAGCCAGAGCUCAGCCUGGGAAAAGCCCAGCCUCCGAAACCCUGUAAAGACAAACAGAGCAAGGAGGGGGAGGAGAAAGGGAAGGAUGAACUGCUGAAAGACAAACAGAAACUAGGAGAAGCAGAGGAGGAGGACAAGCGGCAGCUCAAAGGCAAACAAUCAGCGGGAGAGCGAAGCGUCAACGUCGCUGGCGCGGGCAGCUGCCUCCCCCCUGACCACACACCGGACCGGAGAGCUGCCGUGUGUUUGUCUUCUGCUGCUGAUGCUAAUGACGACGAUGAGGACAAUGAUGGCGAUGACGACAGCGCUACCCAUCCCGUCUACCCGGGCUUGCAGUUCUGCGCCAGCCAGUACACAGACCGAAUUUAUUUGUACUCCAAGGAUGGUACGGCGCUGAACUUGAGCUUCAUCCCUCUGGACAUCAAACUAACCAGCUGGGACGACCUGCCCGAGGCCUUCACACGGCGCCGGGAAAAUCGAGAACAGGUGCUGAGGUUCGUUCAGGAGUGGAGCAGCCUGGCAGCCAUGAAGAAGAAACUGCUCCGUCGCAGCAGCCUCCUCUUCCACAGCCCCACGCUCGGCUUGCAGCAGCUGGCCGCCAACCAGCGCCCUCAUUCCAGCACCAAGAGGUACCUCAGUAAAGAUGAAGUAGCCCAGGCCUCCCUGAACAAGGUCCAGCAGGAGGGAGGCAGCGUCCGACUGGUCAUAAAGGAAAACUUCUCCACAAAGAAGAGCUCUGCCUCUUCACUCACGCCACCUUCCUCAGAGAGGAAGGACGAGGAGUCCGGUGAGGCUGCGGAGGAGCCGUCAUCAUCACACUCUGCUUAUCUGCAGGCUGUGGAUAGUGAAGGUGUCCCUCUGUGUCUGUCCUGCCAGCAGGCCUGCUCUAACUCCGGUGGGGCCUGGGACACUCGAUUCUGUAGCCACAGAUGCCAGGAGGAGUUCCAGUUGCGCUCCAGCCAAACAUACAUGCGCUUGCGGGUGCUGGAGGUGGAACAGGGAGUCUGUCAGCUGUGCGGCCUCCACGCCCACGACCUUUUCCUGAAGGUCCGUGAUGCUCCGCCCUCCCAGCGCAAGGAGAUGCUGGAGAACACUUCGCUCACCCAGCUGUCACUCAAACAGCUGAAUGAAAUGAUCCGCGCCCCGGUCGAAGGGAAUUUCUGGCAGGUCGACCACAUCCGGCCAGUCUACAGCGGAGGAGGACAGUGCUCGCUGGACAACCUGCAGACGCUGUGCACCGUCUGCCACAAAGCUAGGACGGCUCAGCAAGCCAAAGAGCGCAGCAGGAUAAGGAAGAGCGCGGCAGCCUCCAAGGUUGCAUCAGACAUCAGUAGGUUCUUCAUCAGGAAAUGGAAUGACAUGAAGGUUUAGAGAGGGUUGUAUAUGUGUAAAAUUCCCGCCGACAUGAUUUCUGACAGUUUGGAUGAAGAUGCAUCAUGGUUCUUCAAAGACAAAACUCAGCAAAGUAUCAGAAAUGCCAGGAAAAGGUCAGAUGCUCUCUAAAUCCCUCCUUUGCUUCUGCCACACUUUACCAUGAUAUCACCGCGUUUCUGUUGGACUCUGCUCCAGCGGCUGCUGUAGCAAUGAAGAUUUUUGUUUUUUUUAAACGUCGACAACAACUUUAUGCAAAUUCAGCGUACUCUGCUCUCGUCCCCGAACUGUCAAGCACGGUAGUUUUGAUUUAUGAUGGCCCCUUUUGCACGAGGCUGAAAUGGAGCAGGUUGUUUAGAAAGAUGCUGCUAUUAUGAUUUCGCAAACUUGGUGAAAGGUAGCCAGUGAGAGAUGAAUUGGGGGCUUUGUGAUUAAAACACGAGCGAGCGUCCUCAUUGGCAACAAGUGGCACCUUGUAAAUCUUUUGGAAGACAGGUGAACACUCCCGAGUGAAAUAAAAACCUAUUUUCCUCUUGUUC